Molecule: messenger RNA, 1878 nt
Organism: Uncinocarpus reesii 1704
Lineage: Eukaryota; Fungi; Ascomycota; Eurotiomycetes; Onygenales; Onygenaceae
Product: itr1 protein
Exons: 3
Coding region: 1-1878 (625 amino acids)
Biological process (GO): transmembrane transport
Cellular component (GO): membrane
Molecular function (GO): myo-inositol:proton symporter activity
Source: RefSeq, a predicted model, not a curated record
AUGAACUUGUCUAUCGCGAACUCUUCAUCUGUUGCGCUUCUUCGUAACCGACGCAAUAACAAGUCUCGCAUGCAGAUUCUUCAUUCUCAGUCAAUAGCAGCAGCGAGAACAGAAAAUGCAGACGAAAACAACCGAGGACUCGAACUUGAAGAAAUGCAGGCCGUAGACGACGACCACACUUACAACCCCGGCGCACCGCUUCUCCCGCAUAACCGCACGGCUGGAUCUGGCUCGAGAAAUCUUUCAGGAGGUGAAGAAGCUCGUAGCGGCACUGGGCCCGUCGCUGAGGAAUCAAUAAAUGGUGUCUCUGCAACAUGGUUUAUAUGGGCGCUCACCUUGUCGGCAGGACUCAGCGGCCUGCUGUUUGGAUAUGAGUACGAUGCAACGUUCUUCUACUUUUUGUGUACCGGCGUCAUUUCAUCGACCUUGGUGUCUAUCAAGACCGAUCUGUCCCAUCGAGAACUCACCACCUUGGAUAAGAGCUUGAUAACAUCAUGCACAAGUUUAUUUGCGCUCGUUGCCAGCCCCAUCGCGGGUGCACUGGGAGAUAAACUGGGACGAAAACCCGUUAUCUUGAUUGCAGAUGCGUUAUUCGUCGUCGGGGCGCUUUGGCAAGCGGCCACGUCUGAGGUCAGCGGGAUGAUCGUUGGACGGAGCCUGGUGGGUUUGGCUGUUGGAACCGCCAGCUUGAUUACGCCCCUGUACAUUGCCGAACUCUCCCCGUCGGCCAUCCGAGGUCGAUUAGUGACUGUUCUUGCGCUCUUCAUCACUGGUGGCCAGGUGGUGGCCUAUGUGGUUGGAUGGCUGCUAUCAACUGCACCGUCGGGUUGGCGGUGGAUGGUUGGUGUAGGCGCCUUUCCCGCACUGGUUCAAUUAGCAAUUCUGGUGUUUCUCCCGGAGACACCAAGGUGGCUGAUGAAAAUGGGCAAAGACGUCAAAGCGCGUCGAGUUUUAAGCAAAGUAUAUGGCGAUACUGACUCAGUCAAGCAGGCGGUUGACCAGAUUAUCCAUGGGAUUGAAACUGAAAUCAAUGAAGAUGGCCCCAUAUCAACUCAUGUGCGAGACGCUACCUCGGGCAGCUCACUUCCACAGUGGCUGAUUCCAAUAUCACAGAAUUGGACCAGCCUGUUCCGGGUCCCUGCUAAUCGUCGUGCCUUGACAAUAGCCUGCAUGCUACAGGGCUUACAGCAACUAUGCGGUUUCAACUCACUAAUGUACUUCUCAGCAACCAUUUUUGAUAUCCUCUCUUUCGCCUCGCCAACUCUGACUUCACUAUCCGUGGCGGUGACAAAUUUUCUUUUCACCCUCCUAGCUUUCUAUCUCAUUGACCGCAUCGGCCGCCGACGGAUUCUUCUCUACUCAGUCCCAGUUAUGGCUUUCGCCCUUAUCCUAUGCGCAGCCGUUUUCCCCAGCAUGGCCAACCUUCCAGCCCCAUCUCCGGAUCAAGGUUCCCCAAGCGGAAUCAAUCACAAAGCCGCCACCCAAUCCCGCCUCGAUCCCAUCCUCAUCCUCAUUUCCCUAACAAUAUACACCGCUUCUUAUGCAUCUGGCCUGGGAAACGUUCCCUGGCAGCAAUCCGAGCUUUUCCCCCUCCAAGUCCGCUCGCUUGGCUCCGCACUCGCAACAGCGACCAAUUGGGCUUCAAAUUUCAUCGUGGGACUUACAUUCUUGCCGCUCAUGGAGCUUAUUUCUCCCGGUUGGACAUUCUUGAUCUAUGCCGGCGUUUGCGUUGUGGGUUGGCUGACUGUGUGGGGGAUUUAUCCGGAGAUGAGCGGACUGGGUUUGGAGGAUGUCGGGGGCUUGCUCGCGGAUGGUUGGGGUGUCGGGAAGAGUCUAGAGAGGUUUGCCAAGAGAAGAGGUGAUAUUCCCGGCGGAUAG